Daucus carota subsp. sativus is the source of this 1179-nucleotide messenger RNA. RefSeq names its product chlorophyll a-b binding protein 7, chloroplastic. NCBI's taxonomy places the organism in Eukaryota, Viridiplantae, Streptophyta, Magnoliopsida, Apiales, Apiaceae. The coding region runs from base 213 to 1016 and encodes 267 amino acids. Gene Ontology annotation, biological process: photosynthesis, light harvesting in photosystem I; response to light stimulus. The record is from RefSeq and is a predicted model, not a curated record. The transcript has 5 exons. Gene Ontology annotation, cellular component: chloroplast thylakoid membrane.
AUACCAACACUGCUGGAACAGGUGAAGGUCCUGAAGGUCGUGGGACCUGAAUGCAAUUUCAAUAGCCAAUCAGACCUUCAUUUCUAAUAUUCGAUAUCCAUUUAGAUAAACCAGUGACUUUAACAGCUUCUUCAUGCCUGCAAUUCCUCACAUCUCAUUUCACUCUCACAAGCACAAAAAUUUAUAAUCUGUGUAUUCAAUAUUUUGUCGACAUGGCUACCACCUGCGCUGCUUCAGCCAUUGCUUUCUCUUCCAACAGUUCCCAAAAAACGGGAGCUAUUGUGGGAACGACAAAGGCUUCUUUUCUUAGUGGAGGAAGUCUCCGAUUGAGCAAAUUAGCGGCACCUGUUAGAACAAGAUCAAUCACUACUGUUUGUGCUGUCGCUGACCCUGAAAGACCCAUAUGGUUCCCUGGAAGCACCCCUCCUGCAUGGCUUGAUGGCAGUCUCCCAGGCGAUUUUGGUUUCGAUCCUCUUGGUCUUGGAUCUGAUCCCGAGACUUUGAAGUGGAACCAGCAAGCAGAGAUUGUACACUGCAGAUGGGCAAUGUUAGGUGCGGCAGGUAUCUUCAUACCUGAAUUUCUGACGAAGAUCGGAAUUUUAAACACCCCAUCAUGGUACACAGCCGGUGAACAAGAGUACUUCACUGACAAAACCACUCUCUUUAUUGUCGAGUUGAUCUUUAUUGGUUGGGCUGAGGGAAGACGGUGGGCAGACAUACUCAAACCAGGGUGUGUAAACACUGACCCUAUCUUCCCUAACAACAAGCUCACAGGAACAGAUGUCGGCUACCCAGGUGGCUUGUGGUUUGACCCACUUGGCUGGGGCAGUGGUUCUCCUGAGAAGAUCAGGGAGUUGAGGGUAAAGGAGAUCAAAAAUGGAAGAUUGGCGAUGUUAGCUGUCAUGGGUGCCUGGUUCCAAGCCGAAUAUACUGGCACUGGACCUAUUGACAACCUCUUUGCUCACCUAGCCGAUCCUGGUCAUGCCACAAUAUUUGCUGCUUUCAGCCCCAAGUGAGGAAACAUGAGAGACAUGUAACUGCAAAUUUGUCACAAGAGCAUCAACGAUCUUCUACCACAAGGGUUUUAACAUGUGCCUCAAGUGAUGUUUCAGUUUCAUGUAGUGUACAAAUACUUCUUUGGAUUUAAAAACAUAACAAAUUUGAAAUAGUUGUUGGAAA